Conger conger (European conger) is the source of this 4582-nucleotide messenger RNA. It is a transcript of the gene nlrc3l, whose product is annotated as NLR family, CARD domain containing 3-like. Bases 635 to 2887 code for a protein of 750 amino acids. The transcript is spliced from 8 exons. NCBI's taxonomy places the organism in Eukaryota, Metazoa, Chordata, Actinopteri, Anguilliformes, Congridae. The record is from RefSeq and is a predicted model, not a curated record.
CCAACUUCAGGGAGCUAUUCACGGAGCUGUGAAAACUGCGAAUGCAGACGUCCGUUUUCGCAUUGCUAACAUGUUAUUCGUGUUAAAUUAAUUAUGGCAUGUGCCGCUUACAACUGUACUGAUAGCUCAUAAAAUAAUCCUUCUCUGCGGUUUUUCGGUUUUCUUACUGUCCAAAUAAUUAGGUAGCAAAUCUAUGUUUCUGGCGGCCGCGAACUUCCGCACAUUUGUACAUUAAGUAGCUUAGGCUAUGUGAUUUAGUCUGUCCAAGGCCAAGUUUACCGAAAGAUUCUUUAUUCAUCUUUGAUCAGUGCUUCAGGAGGGUAAUCAAGUGAGUAAACAAACUCUUUAUUCACGAAGAAAUCCAUUGUCUGUAUUCUGGUGUAAUUCUUUGAAGUCCGCCAUUGCCAAAGGAGAAAAUGGUCGCUAAGGUUUGCUGAUCUUGAGAAUAGCCUACCAAAAUAACCAAACGCAGGUCUACUGAUUAACUCACUUCUGUGGCCUCCAGGGACUUCGAUCCAUCAGGAGGAUGUUCACACUAGUCUUGCAUCAAGAAAAGCUUCGUUACACGGACUCUUUUUGGUGAAUUCCUGAAGAAGACUAGCUAAGAACUGAGUGUUCCUGAAAUUGUGCAGACAUGGACUCUGAGAUGGAGGGGUUCGAGCUGGAGAGCCCUCCAUCACCACCAACAAGCUAUUUGUCCAUGGAAAGUGAGGAGGAUCAGCCUGUCGGAGCUGAUAAAGAACAUGAUUUUGCUCCUUUAAUAGUCGAUCUGGAGAGAGCAGCUUCACCAGAGACGAAGCGGAGCAAAUCGGAGUGUUGCUCUGUUCAGCCCAGAGAAGGAGCCUUUUUUCCAGGAAAUGGAGUCAAUCUGGAGAGAGCAGCUUCACCAGAGACGAAGCAGAGCGAAUCUGUUCAGCCCAGAGAAGGAGCCUUUUUUCCAGGACAAGGACCAGAGGCAACACACCAGUCAUUCUCUUCCUCUGAAAAUAUGAUGUUAGAGUUGGAGAGAAUGAUCCCUGAGAAGGAGAAGAACCUCUGUCCCAUGGGGAUACCAUUUAUAUUCAAGUCCAUCCUGAAAACUCUACAGGAGUUGAAAAAAUCGGAGCUGUCUCAGUUCAAGAAGCUUAUGAGACGCACGUACCCACAAUACUUCGAGAAUCAGAUGGAGGAUUUUGAUGUCCUGGAUGUUGUGGAUAUGAUAAUGGAGCGCUGUGGCAAAGUGAUUGCUAUUAAGGUUACGGUGCAUAUCCUUAAGUGCAUGAAGAUGAAUGAUCUAGCUACCUCCCUGGCAGUGGAGACUCGCAGAAUUAUGCUCCAGCAUGAAUUGAAAGAACGUCUGAAGAUGAAGUACGAGACCAUAUUUGAAGGGAUAGCCAAACAUGGGUGCCACUGCUAUUUGAGUCGCAUACAUGCACAUGUGCACAUGACAGAGGGUGGAAAUGGUGAAGUUAAUGAUGAGCACGAGGUGAGGCAAAGUGAGAUUGCUUCAGGCAGACAAUCCACACCAGAGGUUGCACUAAAACCCAGUGACCUGUUCGAACCCUCAUUUGUUAGUGAGAGAUGCAUCAGAACUGUGAUGACCAGGGGGAUUGCAGGCAUAGGGUUAACGGUCGCAGUACAGAAAUUUAUUGUGGACUGGAUUGAAGAAAAGGCAAACCAGGACAUUCACUUCGUUUUUCCAAUUCCUUUUGGUGAGCAAACCUGUGUCAAGAUGCAAGAACAAAGCCUGACUGACUACCUCACCAUAUUCCACCCAGAAAUAGGAGCUAUGGAUUUCAUCGACUCUCCUGACUGCAAAGUUUUGUUCAUCUUUGAUGCUCUUGAGGAAUAUCGGCAUACAUUAAGCUUCCAGAAGAAUGGAAUCUGGACGGAUCCAAAGGCACCAACAUCGGUGGAUAUGCUGGUUACUAAUCUAAUCAAGGGGAAUCUGCUUCCCAAUUGUCUUCUCUGGAUCACCACACGCACAGCAGCAUCCAGACUAAUCCCUGCGGACUAUGUCAACCUGCUGACGCAGGUGCAUGGGUUUACUGAUUUACAGAAGGAGCAGUACUUGAGGAAGAAAUCCUGUGAUGAGAACCAGGCCCGCAGAAUUAUAUCGCGUGUGAAAACAUCAAGAACCCUUCAUAUCAUGAGCCACAUACCAACGUUCAGUUGGAUGCUAGCAACUGUCUUUGCGGAACAAAAUUUUGCGGAUGACCAAGAAGAAUCUCCCGUGACUAUGACAGAGCUGUUCACACACUACUCGCUCCUUCAGUUAAAUAUGAUGCAUUCAAAGUAUUUCAGAGACAAUGCAGAUACACCAGAGUGGAUAGUGCGUGACAGGGAUUUCCUCAUGAAACUUGGGAAGCUGGGUUUUCAAUUGCUGGAAAAAGGCCACAAAGAAUUCUCUCUGAAAAACCUGAAGGAUUGCAAUCUUGAUGUUGAAGAAGCAAUUGUGCACUCAGGGUUGUGCACAGAGGUGUUCUCACUGCACACAGAGUCACAGCCGAGAGUUUUCUGCUUUGUACAUCUCAGCAUCCAGGAAUAUCUAGCUGCUUUCUAUGUCUAUAUGUCCUUCCGAGUUAAGCACAAGAGCCUUCUUGACCAAACACGCGUCUUUCCACCAACAAAGCUGUUCAAAGGACCUACCCUUUUGGAUUUACUCACCAGUGCCGUGGACAAAUCCUUACGGAGUCAGGACGGACACCUGGAUCUGUUUCUCCGUUUUCUUCUUGGCCUCUCGGUGGACUCCAUUCAGAGACUCUUUCGCACCUUCAUCCCAAUACCUGAAAGCAGUACACACUGCAUGGAGGAAACAGCCAGGUACAUCAGGAAGAAGAUUGAAGAGAAUGCUUCUCCGGACAGGUGCCAAAAUCUGCGCCAUUGUCUGACUGAACUGGAAGGCUGAAGUCUGUCUCACUUUGCUGUAGAAGCACGGCACCGCACUCCUUGUGCUGCGGGGGUUCCAGACCACUUGCAUAUUUUCUCAAAGUUGAAGCCAAUUUUCUGUACUUCCACCAAACUGCCCCUAGGUAGCGAUAUACAGUGGGCGAUUUUUAAUAAAAAUGUAGAAAAAAGGCUACGUAUAAUAACAACAUGGAUAAUGGUCAUGCAGGUUCUUCCUAUACAAUAUACGGAGAAUCCGCCCCUUUCUCACCGCCUACUCGACCCAGCUCCUGGUCCAAGCGAUGGUUCUGUCCCGCCUGGACUACUGCAAUUCCCUCUUGGCUGGCCUCCCAGCGUCUGCCAUCAGACCCCUCCAACUCAUCCAGAAUGCAGCAGCUCGUCUGGUCUUCAACCUUCCCAAAUACUCACACGUCACCCCCCUGCUUACUUCCCUCCACUGGCUGCCUGUCAUGGCUCGCAUCAAAUUCAAAACAUUGGUGCUAGCCUUCCAAGCAGUUAAAGGGUCUUCCCCAGCUUAUCUACAAAAAAUCAUCAGACCCUACACCCCUGCCAGACCUCUUCGUUCAGCCUCCACAGGCCGCUUGGCACCUCCCCCUCUCCGAACCUCCACAUCACGCUCACGACUACUGUCUGUUCUGGCUCCACGGUGGUGGAACAAACUCCCCGUUGAGGUCAGAACUGUAGAAUCUUUCCCCACCUUCAAGCGCAAGCUGAAGACACACCUCUUCAAGCAGCACCUCUCCCCAUCCCUCCCUACCUCCCUGUGAACCUUAAUUGUUGUCUCUGUGACUUGCUUUGUGUAUCGGUAUUUUUAGUUGGCUAGGUAAGCAGUGUUUGGAUAGUUAACUUGGAUAGGUCACUUUUGCUCUGUUUGUUUGUUUCUUUGUUCUCAAAAAAAAAAUCUUUGUUGUACAGGUAGCAGUUGAAAUUGUACUUCCCUCUAGGGUCUUUCAGCGAACUUAUCCCUGGUUAUGGGUAUGCACUUUGUUGUACGUCGCUCUGGAUAAGAGCGUCUGCCAAAUGCCAAUAAUGUAAUGUAAAUAAUGUAAUAAUGAUCUAUACUUUAUGUUCAGGGAAACUAUAUACUUCUAUAUAACUAUAUACUCUGUGCAUAUUUAUCAAGACUGCUAACAAUUCUUGGCCCACCUGUAUUCCUAUCUAUUUGCAGCAUCAAAAUUAUUUUUGUUUUGAUGGCAGUCAUGGGCGUAGGAUUUGUUAGUUGGCCCUAAUUUCUGUAGCCGAUAAGUUCAUUAACCUUAGCCGAAUGAGAGUCUACGUAGGAGAGCAUCCAAGAGCAACACAUGGAGGGCCAGUUGCAUCACCUUGUCAGAAUGCUGAAGCUCAGACGCAUGUCUUGCAUUGACCAAUUUCACCAGCAUUUAAAAGAUUAACAGGGAUUCAAAAUGGCCUCUAGCUUCAUGGCCUGUUGCGAUGAACUUUGCAGGAUUGAAUGGACUUUUGAAGUUGUCCUCUAAUUAAAUAUAGGUAUCCAGCUGCCUAUCUGUACCUUCACGGAGUCUCAGCAAACUAAAAAUGGUGUCAUUUAUAUCAAGUUAUAUCAUUGCGUUAGUUUAGUGUAAUAAUGCCUGUAUUGCAUGAAUACAUGAAAAUAUUUUUGAUUAACAUUAAUUAAAUAAUUAAAAUUACACCAUGGUAUUUUUUUCAUUUGUCAUAUCAAUAAACACUAUUAAUUUGU